Molecule: messenger RNA, 309 nt
Organism: Ostreobium quekettii
Lineage: Eukaryota; Viridiplantae; Chlorophyta; Ulvophyceae; Bryopsidales; Ostreobiaceae
Source: the annotation of a GenBank genome assembly
AUGGCCACAGCUAUACAUAGACUUGGCGACUGGGGUUCUGUCUUGCAUCUAUAUCUGUUUCUAGAGUCUUUGAUGGUGCCAUGCACAAGGGGUAUGGAGAGGCAUGUGUGUUCCAGAUUGUCUGAACUGGCUACAAGCACAGGUACUGGUGGAUCGCACAGAUGGGUGUACAGGGCCGUGUGGGUGCGGAUGUCGUGGUGCUUCCCCACAUUGCUGUGCCGCAUUCGGGGUUUGCGGGGCACGCACCAUCAGCAUGAGCUAGUGGGGGAUAUUUUCCUUGCCGCCCUGAGGAAGCCAGGUGCUGCUUAG